AUGAGUAAUAACAGAGGAGAGCAACCGACAUUAAAAAAGAGAUGUGAAAUGAGUGCGGAGGUUCUUGCAGUGCUCCGAUCAAAAAGACGGGAAGACGCACUGAAUGCGGUUCGCCUUGAAUCGAUCAAUUUGAUGUCUUGCAAUGAAGAAGAGUUGCCAUCUAUCGAGACGAUGAUAGAAACGACUCAAAAAGCAAUUCAUGGGGAUAUCUCCAGUUUAAAACUUCUCCAGACGUUCUUUUCGUCGAAGUGCUUUGUCUACAACAACUUAAUAAUGAAGUACCAAUGGUGUGCCACACUUUUAAAUUCGCCGUUUAACUCCAACAAUGAAUACGCCCACUAUGUGGUACUCUUUCUAGCUUCGUACACACAGUCCAACCACCACGAAUAUUCAAAAGACCUUGUUACUGCCAAAAUAGGAGAUUAUUUCUCCUUUUAUUUCAGUAAAGGUGGUGAAAUAGCACGGGCAUUGCUGUGGUGUGUCUCUAAUGUCAGCAGUGAAGGGACUCUUCUCGCAGAAUAUUUUCUGAAUGCGGGGAUAGUCCAUUACGCGCUUGAAUAUUACAAAACAAAUCCCGUGAAUAACCAGACGAUUGUGUGUUGGCUCUUCUCAAACAUAUUCAUCACACGUGUACUGUACAACUUAGAGAUCAUACGAGAGAUCUUUAUGUUCCUUGUCUCUUCACUGAACUCGACGAAUGUGGAGACUGUCAAAUAUUCUCUCUGGGGAAUUAGUUAUCUAGCAGAAACAACAAGUUACGAAGAGUUGGUUUUAUCAAAGGAGUUAAUAAAUAAAGUGAUUGAGCUUGUCCAAAGCAAAUACGAAAUUAUUGUUCUCCCUGCAAUGAAAUUCAUUGGAGCGCUUUCGACCAAAAGUGAUCGCGUAAGCUUUAUAUUGAUCAACUGUGGGAUAUACGAAGUGUUACAAAAGGUGAUCAUAACCAACUUACAGAAUGAGCGAAUACAACAAGUGGUGUAUUGGUCCAUUUCAAACAUGAUUGGAACGUCUGAUGUGUCACUAGCAUAUCCACUCUUCACUAACACUCAAAUACCACAAAUGAUUUAUGAAACAAUGAAAUCAGUCGACAACCCACCCGCUUUAGAAAAGGAGUUACAAUACCUAUUGGUCAAUUUGGUCUUCAACAAAGACGAUUUGUAUCUUCAAUUGGUCAUCAGUAAAAUACCCGGAAUCGGCCAGUUACUCGUCGAAACGUUAUCAAAAGACCCGCGACAAACUCUCGUCAAUAUGUUAGUCAUCGGCAUAUACAACAUAUUAAUGUUUUACAUCAAUCAAAACGUCAUGCCUUCCGAUGUUAUAGACAUGACAAGUUUAGUAACCGCCCUUCACAAAUACGAACAUGAGACUUUCCUCUCGGAGCGUGUACGACUGUUUAUACGAAUGAUUUUAGACUCAAUUGAAGAGUCGAGUGUCAUUGAGUGA
Messenger RNA from Entamoeba invadens IP1, 1440 nucleotides. RefSeq lists its product as hypothetical. Lineage: Eukaryota; Evosea; Mastigamoebida; Endamoebidae. The transcript has 2 exons. Gene Ontology annotation, biological process: NLS-bearing protein import into nucleus. Bases 1 to 1440 code for a protein of 479 amino acids. The record is from RefSeq and is a predicted model, not a curated record. Gene Ontology annotation, cellular component: nucleus. Gene Ontology annotation, molecular function: nuclear import signal receptor activity.